CAACCGAAAUUAUCGCAGGCCGGAAUUUUCUUUUUCUUUUUGAAGAACUUCGUCUGCGGCAAGGUCAGUUUGAUUGAUUGAUAUUUUAAUAUUUGAAAAAAAUGGCCAACGCUCUUCGGAAUUAUAUGCUAAGAGGAGGACUGUCUUCCAUAAAAAAUUCUCAUAUUUUUCAAGCCAUUCGUAAUAAAUCGGAUGUAAGAACAGUAACUCUCAUACCAGGAGAUGGUAUUGGUCCAGAAAUUUCAGUAGCUGUGCAAAAGAUUUUUGAAGCUGCUAAGGUACCUAUUCAGUGGGAAGUUGAAGAUGUUACGCCUGUUAAAGGCCCUGAUGGAAAAAUGGGAAUCCCUCAAAGAGCUAUAGAUUCCAUCAACAAGAACACAAUUGGCUUAAAAGGCCCUUUAGCAACGCCAAUUGGCAAAGGCCAUAGAUCUCUUAAUCUGGCAAUCAGGCAAGCUUUCCAUCUAUAUGCAAAUGUUCGACCUUGCCGUUCUAUAGAUGGAGUAGAAACACUUUACAAAGAUGUAGAUGUUGUGACUAUUAGAGAGAACACAGAAGGUGAAUACAGUGGUAUUGAACAUGAGAUUGUUCCUGGAGUAGUACAAAGCAUAAAACUCAUCACGAAAAAUGCAUCUCAUCGGGUAGCUGAGUAUGCUUUUGAAUAUGCAACACAGAACAAUAGAAAAACUGUGACAGCUGUACACAAAGCAAAUAUUAUGAGAAUGUCUGAUGGUUUAUUCCUUCAAUGCUGCCGAGAAGUAGCAGAAAAACAUCCUAAUGUCAAAUAUGAAGAAAUGUAUCUUGAUACUGUAUGCUUAAAUAUGGUUCAAGAUCCUUCCAAAUUUGAUGUUUUAGUCAUGCCUAAUUUGUAUGGAGACAUUUUAAGUGACCUUUGUGCUGGACUGAUAGGAGGUUUAGGAGUUACUCCUAGUGGAAAUAUUGGUAAAGGAGGAGCAGUUUUUGAAUCGGUCCAUGGAACUGCACCAGAUAUUGCAGGACAAGAUAAAGCUAAUCCAACUGCCCUACUUUUAAGUGCAAUCAUGAUGUUGCGGCAUAUGAACUUAGGCAGCCAUGCUGAUAAAAUUUCCCAAGCAUGUUUUGAAACAAUCAAGGAGGGCAAGGUGAGAACAGCUGAUCUUGGUGGCUCUGCAAAGUGUUCUGAAUUCACUGAGGAAAUUUGUUCCAAAAUUUGUGCAUUAUAGGCUGAUAUUAACUGCAUGUAUUUAUUAGUGGUCCGGUCAAAAAUAUGACGUCAAUGGCAUCAUUUUAUUGGUGUUGCAAAAUGUAGAAUUAUAGAGUCAGUUAUUUGAUGGAUUUUAUGUAGAAAAAUUACAUUCUAGAAGUGAUAGAAAAUGUCUAUUCACAUUAAUUUUAACAAAUUUUGAAAUACAUUUUCAAAAAGCAAUGUCUUUUGCUGUGAAAAACAAUGAAAUAAACUUGAAUAAAAGUAAUUUAUUUUAUAAAUUUAUAUGUAUAAUAAAAUCACUGGCAUCUUUGUAUAAAUGCAAUUUCAGUUCAAAUAAGUGUUUUGUCUGUUAUUACAGUACUAAUAUCCAACAAUUGUUUGAAAAAUGUUUAACUUCCAUAUAUAAGAAAUUUGACAUUUUAAGAAUAAAUGUACAUUACAAAAAGAGUUUUGUUUGAAUGAAUUUCAAAUUUGUUUUCAAACAAAUUUGAGUUUGCUAUUCUAAAACUGAUAAAUAACUUGGUAUGUAUAUGCUGUUUCAAAAAUGCAUUAAUGAUGAUGUUAUUAGAAUAAAAUAAACCUUGUUACUUGAUACAAAAAGUAAUUUGAUGAAGAAUAUUUUUUACUUCUUAUUAAUAUGAUUUAAGUAUUAUUUUUUAUAUAUCCAGUUACAACUCAGUGGCAUAGCUAGAGGGAGCAGUCUACAACAAAUAACCUUUUCGUUCACUACUUUUAUCUCUCUAAGGGGCAUGUAUUCAUAUCAUGAAUAUGUGAAUACAUUGUUACAUACCUGUGUAUAAGGUAAACCACAUAAGGUAGCCAGCCUUGUAUAAGGUAAACCACAUAAGGAGAUAAAUUUGGUGUUUGAAAUUUAUCUCCAGGUUCAACUACUAAUAUUUAGUAACCUUAUCCUCUCAAUGAGUGGUGAGGUGAAGAACCAACAAAUGCUAUAUGAAAAUGAAUUGAGGAAAAAAUUGUUUUUAGACUAAAUGCAGUAGUCAAAGAAAUAUCAAAGAGACUUCAAUAGCUUCACUUUCUUUCUGUGUCUUCUUUAUUAAAAUUUUUUAUUGGAAAAUAUGAAUGGCAAUUAAACUAUGUUCUUAAUGAUACAGAAUAGAGGAAUUCCACACUGAGAGAGUUUUGUUUCAAUUUUUCUCACAUUUGCUGCAAGCAUUGCAUUUUGUGAGAACUACUUUCCUAAAUACAAAUCAGUUAAGAAGCACCUAAGAUCUAAACGCGAGUACUUUGUUUUUAAUAAAUACUGUAAUGUUUAGAGAAGAGCUAUUAGAAUGAUUAAAAAAACUUCUAUAAUGUCACUGAAAAUUUUGCUAGCAGAGAAACAAGCAAAAUAGCACUUUAAAAUGUUGGAAUUAGUUUUAUGUAAAAAGUAAUACACUUACAUUUAUUUCUGUAUGUAUAGUUUUGACAUUUUAUAGAAUUGAUUUUUUAGUAUACAUUGAGAGGGGUGGGUAAAAGUUCUAGCUAUGUCACUAUUAAAACUACAUUAAGUAAUAUCUGAUCUUUCCAUUAGAUCCAUCUUACUUCGAUAAAUUUUCAAAUUUUAUCAAGCAUCAUAUAUUACAGGUGAGAAACUAGCUAUAUUUAACUCUCUGUUUUUGAGAUCACAUGUGUUAUAUGUGUAUAAGUAUACUUUGAUCCCAAUACAGAAAAUAGUAUAUGGCUGUUUGCAAUCUUAUUUGAAUAAAAAGAAUUAAUAUUUUAAGAAUACAUGCUUUUUUUUUUUUUUUUUUUUUUUUUCCCCAAAGAGAAAGAACCCUCAUGCCUUUGUAUUUGUAAAAGAUUAACUAAGAGUAUUUUAAAUGUAAUAUGUGAUACUAUUCUGAGGAUGAUUCUAUUGGUAAAAGUAAAAAUGUUUCAAAUUUAAUGUAAUUGUAACUGAUGAAUGAAGGAAAACUGCCUCUUUUUAAUCAUGAAAAUAUACUUUUAAACUUAAUUUGCUAUAGGAGGGAAAGCUUAAAAUAUUUCUAAAAUUUUACUGCAUUUCUCUCAAGAUUUUUUUUUUUUAAGUUGUGUAACCAGUUUGCUGUUUGUUUAUAAAUGAAAAAUUAAGUAUCAGGUGUAAAUAUACAUGGAAUAAUAUAUUAUAUCAUAAAAUUCUCAUUUUACAAGUAAAUCCUAUAAGAAAUGAGGUAGCAUAAACCAGGUGUACCACCAAAGAUAUUAUUUAUUGUCAUGCAUUUCUGUAAUUUUUAUAAUCACCCAUUGAGCAAAGAGCUUAAUUCAGAUACAAUUAAGAUUUUUAUAGGAAAUGUAAUUUAUUAAUAAACCAAUGAUAAGUUCAUUAUUUUUGUUGAAUUGUGUUAAUUGUUUGUAUAAAUAAUUGAUGGAUUGUAAAAAGAAAACUGUUCUUCCAAAGAUUUAUUUUAUUUUUUACCGAAAUUGGAUUAUAGAAUAAAAGCAAAUAAUAAUAAAAUUCUAAGUAACAGGGUAAGUGUGUUUUUUCAUCCUAUAUUUAGUGCUGCUGUGGAAUUGUAUGGUUAGUAUACUUGUGUACAUUUAUCUUCAAAAUUUUAUUUAAAUGUUUUAAUUGUGUAUGUCCUAUUUAUUUAAAAAAAGAAGCUGAUUGAAUGUCAGUAAACUAGUCUUGAAUAAUACUCGGACUUUUUUGUUAUGAACAUCGUUUCACAAUACAGUUCUUUAUUUUCUAUCUCUAUAUGAAAUAAAUUGUUUAUAAAUUUAUAAUUGUUAGACUAUUUUUCUUGGUCCUAAUUUAAGCAAUUUUAGUAUUAUUUAAAACAGAAAAUGUUGUUAUAUCUUAGAUUUGCUUUGAAGUGUUUUAAUGGUAUAAUAUUCACUUUAUAUUGUGCAUUUGGUGAACAAUUAGAUACUUCAUAUCUAUCAAAAAAAUGAUUAAAAUUGUUGCUGUUAAAAAUUGAUAUUACAUUAAAAAAAUUCAAAUUUUAUAUAAGCUAAAAUUAUCCUAGUUUUUGAUGUUAUGCAUAAGCCUUUUGUAUAAAAAAACUUCUAGAAAAUGUUCUACAUAUGAAUGUUGAAUUACUGAACAGAAUAAAUACAACCUCCUCUUCUGUGUUCAA
Molecule: messenger RNA, 4239 nt
Organism: Stegodyphus dumicola
Lineage: Eukaryota; Metazoa; Arthropoda; Arachnida; Araneae; Eresidae
Gene: Idh3a
Product: isocitrate dehydrogenase [NAD] subunit alpha, mitochondrial
Biological process (GO): tricarboxylic acid cycle; isocitrate metabolic process
Cellular component (GO): mitochondrion
Molecular function (GO): magnesium ion binding; NAD binding; isocitrate dehydrogenase (NAD+) activity
Source: RefSeq, a predicted model, not a curated record